CGUGGCGUAUUUGGCCGGCGGCCGCCUCGGGCAGAGAAAACCAGGCUGUUGCUCCGUGUGUUACUGUUUGGUGCUGCGGACUCUUCUGUCGUACGUUCCUAACUUGACAGGGAACUUACAUUUGGGGGAAAUAAAUAACAUUUUAUUCGCUUAUUAACACACAAGACGAUGAAUGGUAAGUCAUCGAACGGUGCGGCUGGAGGAAUGGCCUGUAUCGAGGGUCUACCGCCGCUACCGAAGAGCCUGAGCGGCUUGCUGAACUCGAGCGGCGGCUCCUGGAGAGAAAUGGAGAGGAUGUACGUGAAGAAAACCAUGAUCCAGGACGACCUGAGCCGAGGCAGGAACACCGACAACCUCCUGGCCAACAAGCCGGCCAACCUCGACGCUGCCCUGGCUCUUCUGCGAAAAGAGAUGGUGGGUUUGCGUCAGCAGGACAUGUCGCUGCUGUGCCAGCUGUGGUCGCUGCACGAGUCCAUCCAGGAGUACAAGGGCAGCUGCCAGGACCUGAGCGCCGCCUCCAGCCUCAGCAUGAUGGAGAACGGCUACUUCGACGAGGACGACGAGUACUACACGGAGCCCGGCGCCACUCCCACCGGGGAGCAGCCGGACGGGGACGUUGGAGACGGCGCGGCGACAAUGGGCAAGAACGGCGGCGGCCUGAGCAGCAGCAGCAGAGACGACAGCUGGGACUCUUUCCGCGUCAACAUCUGACGCCUCGGUGUUUCUCUGCAGACGGAAGGACAUUUGUUGGCACAAAGGGACCGAGUGAAAGCCGGAAACCCACUGGCCUUUUGAGAAGGCGGUGAUUUGGUUGGAGACAGCAGCUCUUUAACCAGAUUUAAGCACCAGCUUCAGCGUUAACCCUCGCUCCUCCUCCUCCUGCUCAGGUGAAACUUUGACCUGCUUGUGCUGCAGAUGUUUCAUCAGACUCUGGAGCUGAGCGCUUCCCGGGUGUCCUGACCCUCACAAACCCUCAGGAUUGUAUUCAAAGACUCCAGAUUAAGCAAAAUAUACCUAUCUAUAUAUAUAUAUAUAAUAUACAUUAUAACUCUUUCUAUAACCAGCUCUGCUGCUGCUGCUUCUGUAUCGAGCAGUUUCAACAGCCAGUCUCACGUUUCGGCAAAACAUCCUUUUCUUUCUUUCUCUGUCUUUUUGUUAUUUACGUAAUCAAGAUAUAUGAACAAAGUUUUUAUUAUUUAUUCUAUAAUAUAAGUAGCGAGUUGUUUGCUUCACUGUUUUUCUCAGUAGAAGGCGCAGCAUCUGCAGAACUAUGGGCUUCAAACGGAAACGAAGAGGAUGGGGAUUUUCAAACGUUAUAAUCAGUGUUGAUGCAAAAAAAAAGGGGAAUUGACAAAUCGAUGGAAGUGGUAAACGUGUUUUGUUGUGUUUUUUUUUCCCCGGUGGUAAAUCUGGAAGCGCUCUCACACCUGUGGUGUUUGUGUUCAGCGGUGAGCGAGGAGCAGACAUCUGUUUUUGAAAAA
Solea senegalensis (Senegalese sole) is the source of this 1481-nucleotide messenger RNA. It is a transcript of the gene fam89a, whose product is annotated as family with sequence similarity 89 member A. Lineage: Eukaryota; Metazoa; Chordata; Actinopteri; Pleuronectiformes; Soleidae. The record is from RefSeq and is a predicted model, not a curated record. Bases 169 to 711 code for a protein of 180 amino acids. The transcript is spliced from 2 exons.